AUGAAGAUUGCGUUUUUCUCCACACACAGUUACGACAUCGAAUCAUUGGACCGCAUUGCUAAGGAAGAUGGCGUGACUCCCGCUCACGAGAUCACUUUUCUGGCUCCACGUCUGGAUCAGAUGUCCGCUAAGCUCGCCGAGGGCUGCGAAGGCAUUUGCAUUUUUGUAAAUGACAUUGCUGAUGAGCAAACGCUUCGUGUUCUCUAUGCCGGUGGCACUCGUGCUGUGUUUCUGCGCUGUGCUGGUUUUGACAUGAUCGAUCUCAAGGUCGCCAAAGAGCUUGGCAUUGCCGUGACACGCGUACCAGCCUAUUCACCGUAUGCAGUGGCCGAGCAUGCGGCUGCUUUGAUGAUGACUCUUAACCGAAAGAUUCACCGUUCAUACAAUCGUACGCGCACGGGUAAAAUUGGUGCGCUCUUUGCUCGUAUCGCAGCUGGCUUUGGUGCCAAGGUACUUGCUUAUGAUGUAGUACAGAGUCCAGAGGCUCUGAGCUACGGCGUCGAGUAUGUAAGCCAAGACGAGAUUUGGGCGCGUGCAGACAUCAUUUCGUUGCACGCUCCUCUCUUCCCAAGCACGAAACACAUGAUCAAUAGUGAAAGUAUUGCCAAGAUGAAACAAGGUGUGACGAUAAUCAAUACUAGUCGAGGUGGUUUGAUUGACACCAAGGCUCUUGUGGAAGGAUUGAAGAGCGGCAAGAUCCGCGGUGUUGGUCUUGAUGUGUUUGAAGGAGAGGGCGAAUACUUUUAUUCGGACUGUUCAGGUGGGAUCAUCGCUGAUGAGACUCUCGCUCGUCUUUUCACAUUUCCGAAUGUGAUAAUUACGGGCCACCAAGCUUUCUUUACAAAAGAGGCUUUGGACAGUAUAGGUCACACUACGAUGGCCAACAUCAAGGCGUAUAUCGCUAACGAGCCGCUAGUAAAUGAGGUCAAAUAA
Messenger RNA from Plasmopara halstedii, 933 nucleotides. Its product is annotated as d-isomer specific 2-hydroxyacid. Lineage: Eukaryota; Oomycota; Peronosporomycetes; Peronosporales; Peronosporaceae. The record is from RefSeq and is a predicted model, not a curated record. The transcript is spliced from 2 exons. Gene Ontology annotation, molecular function: NAD binding; oxidoreductase activity, acting on the CH-OH group of donors, NAD or NADP as acceptor. The coding region runs from base 1 to 933 and encodes 310 amino acids.